Molecule: messenger RNA, 1530 nt
Organism: Elephantulus edwardii (Cape elephant shrew)
Lineage: Eukaryota; Metazoa; Chordata; Mammalia; Macroscelidea; Macroscelididae
Gene: RASSF10
Product: Ras association (RalGDS/AF-6) domain family (N-terminal) member 10
Exons: 1
Coding region: 1-1530 (509 amino acids)
Biological process (GO): signal transduction
Source: RefSeq, a predicted model, not a curated record
AUGGAUCCCUCCGAGAAGAAGAUUUCGGUGUGGAUCUGCCAGGAGGAGAAGCUGGUGUCUGGCCUGUCCCGCCGCACCACUUGCUCGGACGUUGUGCGGGUGCUGCUGGAGGACGGCUGCCGGCGACGACGGAAGCAGCGGCGGGGCCGGCGGCGGGGACUGGCCGGCGACUCACCAGGGCCCGGGGAGCUGCCAGAACCUCCGGACGACGAGGACGACGAGGAGGACGAUGACCAGGCGCUGCCGCAGGGCAUGUUGUGCGGACCCCCUCAGUGCUACUGCAUCGUGGAGAAGUGGCGCGGCUUUGAGCGCAUUCUGCCCAACAAGACGCGCAUCUUGCGCCUCUGGACAGCUUGGGGAGACGAACAAGAGAAUGUGCGCUUCGUGCUGGUGCGCAGCGAGGCGUCCCUGCCCAACACCGGGCCCCGCAGCGCCGAGGCGCGCGUGGUGCUCAGUCGCGAGCGCCCCUGCUCGGCCCGGGGCCCCCCGGCGCGACCCAGCGUGGCCAUGAACCAGGAGAAGCAGCGGCGGGUGGUGCGCAAGGCCUUCCGCAAGCUGGCCAAGCUCAACCGGCGGCGCCAGCAGCAGCCACCGUCGUCGCCCUGUUCGUCCACGUCGUCUUCCACCACCUCGUCCUGCUCGUCGUCGCCGCGGGCUCGGGAGAGCGCGUCAGUGGAGCGCAUGGAGACGCUGGUGCAUCUGGUGCUCUCGCAGGACCACACCAUCAGGCAGCAGGUGCAGCGGCUCCGGGAGCUGGACCAGGAGAUCGACCGCUACGAGGCCAAGGUGCACCUGGACCGCAUGCGGCGGCACGGGGUCAACUACGUGCAGGACACCUACUUGGCAGGCGCGGCCUUGGAGCUUGACGAGUUCGAUCCAGGAGAGGAACCCGAGGCGGCGGCAGAGGGGAAGGAGGUGGCGGCCGCGGCGCCCUUGGACGGCGAGGCGCAGGCAGCGGCGCUGGAGGAGCUGUCCCGGCGCUGCGACGACCUGCUGCAGCUGCAGGAGCAGCGGGCGCAGCAGGAGGAAUUGCUGGAGCGCCUCUCCACUGAGAUUCAAGAGGAGUUGAACCAGAGGUGGAUGCGCCGGCGCCAGGAAGAGCUGGCUGCGCGCGAAGAGCCCCCGGAGCCCGACUGUGGCCCCGACGGCGAGCUACUGCUGGAGCAGGAGCGAGUUAGGACGCAGCUGAGUACCAGCCUCUACAUAGGGCUCCGGCUCAACACGGACCUGGAGGCCAUCAAGUCGGACUUGGAUUACAGCCAGCAGCAGUGGGACAACAAGGAGCGCGAGCUGCAGGGCCUUCUUCAGACUUUGCACACUUUGGAGUCGACAGUGGUCCCGGAUGAGCCUCCUGGCUCGGGGGAACCCUCCAGGGAUUCCCGGACCCACAGCUGUGCCGAGGUGUGGGUGGACCAGGCCCGAGGAAUGGCCAAGAGCUGUCCUGGCAACGAUGAGGACUCUGAUACGGGUUUGAGCUCUAUGCACAGCCAGGACUCAGAUUCCGUCCCUGUGUGCGAAUCCCUUGUGUAG